GCAGCCUCCCACCCGAGCAGGGCUUUAGCGCGUGGGCCCCACAGGCAGCCCCGCGGGCGCUGAGCAUUACAGGGGCGGGUGCAGGUGAAGCUCGGGGGGCGGGGGCUCUAUGCGGCCAGAUCCUCCCGCUAGCCCCGGCCUGGGGACGCAUCAGCGCGGCGCUUCCGCCAGCACCGACCCCCGAGGGGAGCGAGCCGCCGGGGCGAGCCGUCACGUGAGCUCGCCAGAGAUCCGGAAGAGCAGCCGGCGGCAUCACCACGUGGCUUCGGCUCCUCCAGGCUGCGGGGCCGGCGGGCUCGGCUUGCUGCGAUGCUGGCCGGCUGGGGCGCCGCGCACUCGGCCGUGGCCGGCCUGCUGGGGGCGCUGGCCGCCUGCUCCGCUAAACUGGCUCUGGGCGCCGAUUACCUGCGGGACGCGUGUGCAGCUGCGGCCGGAGGGGAGGCGGCGGAGGCCGCCGGCGCCUGUGUCUGGUUACACGUGGUGCUCCGAGUAGGAUGUGUUGGUCUGGUGUUUGCAUGCAAUGCUGUCAUGUGGACCUUCUUUGCAAAAGCCCUCCACUACUCCUCUUCCUCAGCGACCGCCACGGUGACAACAACAGCCUCCAACUUCAUCUCUUCGGCCUUCCUGGGCAAGCUGCUCUUUGGAGAGACUCGUGCACUCUUGUGGUGGGUAGGAAUCAGCGUGACACUCGGUGGACUCCUGCUGCUGCACACAGCUUCACCUCACACAGAACAGCAGCAUUCUGAGAAGAAGGACAAAUAGAAACUAAACCCACUGGGUUAGUUUCUGUCAACAAUCUAAUGACAAAAUCAGCCUUCAGGCCUUUCUGCUGUAGAUCAACUCCCUCUUUCCAAACACCACCCCUUGGCACUGUACAUGCUGACAUUUCAAAGCCAGCUCCUGAUAAAAAGGGGCUGGUUCCUUCUAUGUGGUCAGAGGACGGUGGCAGAAGUGACGAUAGGCUUUGCCAGUACUUCAGGACACAAGACCAGACAGGAUCAUGAGUCAGACAGCUGCCAGCAGCCUGAAGACCCUUGGAGUUGAUUUGCUCCAAAAGCAAAAUGCCCAUCUUCAUCACACUGAGGAAUAUCGUGAGAACACCAGUCUGAUUGUGAGGCGAGGGCAGGUGUUUCAGUUAAAGCUGACCUUUGACCGGGAGCUGAAAGACAAUGACGAAGUGGUGGUGCAGCUCAGUGUCGGUGAGAAACCAAUGGAAUCCAACGAGACCCUUUUGUCGAUGAACCUGAGGUCUGGGCAGGACUCCCGGUGCUGGUGUGCCAACAUCUCUAACACCAGUGGGAAGGAGUGCCUGGUAGCUGUGACCAGUCCGGCAGAUGCAGCUGUUGGAAAAUACUUUCUGAGUGUGAAAACUGGGCCUCACAUUUAUAACCCUGGAAACAAAGUUGUCUACGUGUUGUUCAACCCUUGGUGUGAAGCUGACACAGUUUUCAUGCCUAAUGAUACUGAAAGAUUGGAGUAUGUUCUCAGCGACACAGGCUACAUCUAUGUUGGAUCAAUACAAAAUAUAGUUGGAAGACCCUGGAAUUUUGGACAGUUUGAGGAAGAUGUCUUGGACUCCUGUAUGUAUCUCCUGGACAAAAGUAAACUCAAGCAAAAAGUUAGAAAAGAUCCUGUGAUUGUGUCCAGAGCCAUGUCUGCCUUGGUUAAUUCCAAUGAUGACUCAGGAGUCCUUUUUGGGAACUGGUCAGGAACCUAUACUGGCGGAACCUCCCCCGUGGCCUGGACAGGAAGUGCUCCAAUUUUGCAGAAAUACUACAAAACAAAAAAACCCAUCUGCUUUGGUCAGUGCUGGGUUUUCUCUGGAGUUCUUACUACAGCCAUGCGCUGCCUGGGGAUUCCAGCCAGAAGUGUGACUAACUUCGCCUCGGCUCACGAUACUGAGGAAAAUCUGAAAGUUGACAUCUACCUGAAUGAAAAAGGCGAAAAACUGGAUGACAUGACAUCAGACUCUGUCUGGAAUUUUCACGUGUGGAAUGAUGUGUGGAUGAAAAGGCCAGACUUGCCCCAGGGUUUUGACGGUUGGCAGGCAGUUGAUGCCACCCCCCAGGAGAUAAGUCAAGGUGUUUACCAGUGCGGCCCUUGUCCACUAAAAGCCAUCAGAAGUGGAGAAGUCUAUUUGCUGUACGACUCCAAGUUUGUGUUUGCUGAAGUGAAUGCCGACAGGGUCUUCUGGCAAGUGAAGAACGUGAAUGGCAAACAGAAACUUGUCAAACUGCGUGAGGAGACCAAGGCCAUUGGGAAGAGCAUCAGCACCAAAGCUGUUGGGAAGAACACAAGGGAAGACAUUACGACACAGUACAAAUUCCCAGAAGGCUCUCCAGAGGAAAGGAAAGCCGUGGAAAAGGCUUGCUCCUAUCUGAACUCUUCAAAUUUGGCAGUUUGUGAGAGCACAACUCCUCUUCCACCCCUCCGGGCUGGGAUCCAACUGGAUGUAGAGGGCGAAAAAGUUUUAUGGCUGGGCAAUCCCAUUAAUCUGAACAUCAUUGUACAAAACAGUUCUGCUGGUGCAUGGACGAUCAAUCUCGUUGCCUCUUGUCAACUGCAGUCCUACACCGGGAAAGUAGAGGCCAAUCUUGGAUCCAUCAAACAGACUGUCCAGACCGAAGGCAAACCUGUUAUUCAGCUCCCUCUGAAUAUAGCAGCUGAUGCUUAUAUGAAGACUAUAACAUCUGUUGAGGAUGAACUUCUCAUCACGGUCAACAUUAUUGCUGAGAUUCAGGAAACUAAUGAAAAGCUCACUGAUGAGCUAACACUAACGUUCCAAUAUCCCCCUCUCAAGAUGGAGAUGCCAGAAACUGCAAAGAUUAAUGAAGAUUUUACCUGUUCCUUUAUCUUCAAAAAUACCUUGUCUAUUCCCUUGGAAAAAUGCAAAUUGCAUGUAGAAGGACUGGGCAUUUUUAAAAUGGAAACGAUUGAUCAAGGGGACAUAAUGCCUGGUAGGAUCAUUAAAUCCCAAAUAAUAUGUGCUCCAAAAAAAACAGGAGAGAAAAAAAUUGUAGCCAAACUGACCUCUAACCAAGUCAAAGGAAUAUCUGGGGAAAAGACGAUUACCAUCACCGCCUAGGGGAAU
Molecule: messenger RNA, 3091 nt
Organism: Chrysemys picta bellii (western painted turtle)
Lineage: Eukaryota; Metazoa; Chordata; Testudines; Emydidae
Gene: TGM4
Product: transglutaminase 4
Biological process (GO): peptide cross-linking
Molecular function (GO): protein-glutamine gamma-glutamyltransferase activity
Source: RefSeq, a predicted model, not a curated record